This is a messenger RNA of Solea senegalensis (Senegalese sole), 1411 nucleotides long. It is a transcript of the gene mat2b, whose product is annotated as methionine adenosyltransferase II, beta. Lineage: Eukaryota; Metazoa; Chordata; Actinopteri; Pleuronectiformes; Soleidae. Gene Ontology annotation, molecular function: methionine adenosyltransferase regulator activity. Gene Ontology annotation, cellular component: methionine adenosyltransferase complex. The transcript has 8 exons. Gene Ontology annotation, biological process: S-adenosylmethionine biosynthetic process. The record is from RefSeq and is a predicted model, not a curated record. Bases 327 to 1337 code for a protein of 336 amino acids.
AAUAAUGGGAAUAUGUUAAACCGGGUCCAGGUCCUGGUCCGGGUCUGAUCUAGUCCGCUGAGUCUGUCUGAACAAACUCUGCUCUUGAUAAAAAAACAAACAAAAAAACCCGACUCGUGACAUUUUCCGACUUAUUUCCGCGUUUAUUCACUGAAUCUUACGUUAGCUCGCAUGCUAACAAGACCGCGACACUGAUUUACGGCAAACAUGUGACCAAAGCGGAAGAGAAAAGGAAGAAACUGCGCAUCAGAAAAGCGGAGCCGCGUCGUGAUCGAUACCGAUUAAUAACAGAUAUCAGCAACAUUUCUAAUCAGAGGGUGGGAGAGAUGAGCUGCGCAGGCGCAGACCUGAGGAUCGUGUUCAGUCCUGGGCGAGUGCAACUGGUCCAGGAGGAGGUGCUGGUUCCUGGCCUCAGGGUCCUGGUUACCGGGGCGACAGGUCUCUUAGGUCGUGCAGUCUACAAAGAGUUCCAGAACAACGGCUGGUUGGUGAUUGGGAUUGGAUACAGGAGAGCUAGGCCCCGCCUCCUCCGCUGUGACCUCACUGACGAGGACGCUCUCAGAGGAAUACUGCACGAGUACAAGCCUGACGUCAUCGUCCACUGUGCAGCAGAGCGACGCCCGGAUGUCGUGGAGCGACACACUGAAGCCGCCAUUAACCUCAACGUGCACACCACGAGCACGCUCGCCAAGGAGGCGGCGGCGUGCGGAGCGUUCCUCCUCUACAUCAGCUCUGAUUACGUGUUCGACGGCAGAAAUCCUCCGUACGGAGAAGACGAUAGUCCACAUCCUCUUAACGUCUACGGGCGCAGUAAACUGGAGGGAGAGAGAGAGACACUGAGACACUGUCCAGGCGCGGUGGUGCUGCGGGUGCCCGUCUUGUACGGGGAGGUGGAGUCAGUGACCGAGAGCGCGGUCACGUCUCUGUGGCUCAAAGUCCAGGACGUGAGUGAGAGCUGGACUCUGGACCACUGUCAACAGAGAUUCCCCACUGACACGCGAGACGUCGCCGCUGUCUGCAGGACACUGUGUGAGAGAGUGAGACAGGACCCGUCUAUCUGCGGGAUCUUUCACUUCUCGGCCAAUGAGCAGAUGACCAAAUAUGAGAUGGCCGUGGCCAUUGCUGAAGCCUUCAACCUGCCGUCCAAUCACCUCAUUCCUCUGACUGAACAGCCUGCAGCAGCAGCAGCUCUUCGUCCAAUCAACAGUCGUCUGAACUGUUCUCGUCUGGAGCUGCUGAACCUGAGCAUCGCCACCCGACCUUUCGCCUCCGCCAUCGUCGACUGUCUGUGGCCCUUUACAGACGACAAGCGCUGGAGACAGACGGUUUUCCACUGAUAGACAGGCGCCACAGCGCCGACUAGUGGCAAAAGAGUGUAAAACAAACAGCAGAAGAAUGAAAGAACAUGAGA